AUGGUGGAGCCGCCGCAAGAGAUCGGAUCCUCGAUUCGGUCGCUGGGUUGCCGUAGCCCUCUGGGGUUCCUCCGAGCAGGCGCGAGCGCCGUUGGGGCAACUCGGCGGAUGCCUCACGCUUCGCUGCUUGCCUCGAAGCUCGGCGCGACUUCGCAAAAGGCUUCCCCGUGUCAGCCUGAAUCUUCCGUCACAUUCUAUGGGGGAGGCUCCACGCGUUCUGACGGGGAUUCGGUCCACGAGUCGAGUCCGCCACCCUUACUCGUGAACGCGGAUGGACCAGGCAAGACCACCGAGGGAGAACGGGGUGGGCGUCCGUCGCUCUCUGCGGCGACUUCCGACGCGGAAGAGACCGGCUUGUCCUGCGACAUGACGCCAGUGCUGGUGACGCUGUCGCCGUCGUGCGACUCCCCCCGACUGUACAGACACUUGGUUUUCGUGUACGGGACGCUGAAACGCGGGAUGCCGAAUCACCACAUUUUCACAAGAAUCGCAAGUGAGGUGGAAGAGGAGACGAACAAGUCCGUUUUUGCGGCCAGUGACGCGACUCCUGUAGCGGCGACGUCGGAUCCCCGCGACACUGGCGUUGCCUGCUUACCUGACACAGACGCAGAAUCCAGUGAAGAUGGUCCGCGCCAAGCAGUGUAUCUCUUCGACGCAGUCACGACGGAGGCUUACCCUUUGUUUGUGGACGCCAACCAGCGGUACCGUCCGUGCCUCUUUGACGCGCGCGGAGUCGGCGAGAAAGUGCGCGGCGAGGUGUAUGCGGUGACGGAUGACAUUCUCCGAGCCCUCGACACGUUCGAGCGAGUACCAGACCACUACAAUCGACGGCACAUUCGCGUCGAGGUCGUGCAAGACUCAGCUCCGCUGGGUUCGCCAAGCGAAGUGGUCGUGCACGUGUACUUCAACAUGCACAUGGAGGUGCUGGCGCGGGUCUUGGGGACGGGCGAAAAAGGCAAGAGAGACGCCGAAGGUCCACGCGCGAACUCGGCGCACUCAGAUCGAGGGACGCGGGAUGCGCAGCAGGUGACCUACCUCCACAACUACGAUUCGUCGCAUGCUCAGCUGUAUGUGCCACGGUUCAGACCGCCAGAGAAUGGCGUGAAUAGGAGGCUUCCGUGCGCGAAGGGUGUCUUCCGCGCCGGAAGCGUCGCCGGUCCGCUCGGCGACUGUUUUUCUUCCGGCAAAGACGCCGACAUUCGGCGUUCGACAACCCUGCCGGCGUUGCACACAUCAGAAUAG
This is a messenger RNA of Neospora caninum, 1242 nucleotides long. RefSeq lists its product as hypothetical. The record is from RefSeq and is a predicted model, not a curated record. The coding region runs from base 1 to 1242 and encodes 413 amino acids. The transcript has 3 exons. Gene Ontology annotation, molecular function: gamma-glutamylaminecyclotransferase activity. NCBI's taxonomy places the organism in Eukaryota, Apicomplexa, Conoidasida, Eucoccidiorida, Sarcocystidae.